GAAAAUUUGUACAAAUUAAUUUCUACCAAACAGCUAUUUAAUCGAUUUCGUUCAGAUGUAAUUAAGUUUCCCACAUCUGAAAAUAGACAUGCAGAUGGUACUGAUGUGGCAGGAAUUGUCAAAUAUUUGCGUGCAAAUUGUAAAAGAGUUGUCCGUAUUGUAUCUUCUUUUGAACUCGGUAUAGAGACAAUGUUCUUUUAA
This is a messenger RNA of Ambispora gerdemannii, 201 nucleotides long. NCBI's taxonomy places the organism in Eukaryota, Fungi, Glomeromycota, Glomeromycetes, Archaeosporales, Ambisporaceae. The record is from the annotation of a GenBank genome assembly.